Messenger RNA from Vittaforma corneae ATCC 50505, 1065 nucleotides. RefSeq lists its product as uncharacterized. The record is from RefSeq and is a predicted model, not a curated record. NCBI's taxonomy places the organism in Eukaryota, Fungi, Microsporidia, Nosematidae. Bases 1 to 1065 code for a protein of 354 amino acids. The transcript has a single exon. Gene Ontology annotation, molecular function: protein binding.
AUGUUACCAUUACAUCCGCAAGAGUUCAGAAACAUUGCAGAUCAUCUUUAUGACACGUACUGCGCCUUGAAUGAGGAGGCUCAUCGUCUCAGAAAGGAAAAUAAGGCAUUGACUGAGGAACUCAACAAAAUUAAAAACCUAAACACAUCCCUCAGUGCUAGAUUAAAUAAUCUGAGUGGUACUAGGAUUCUGAAGAUGGGGGCUGAAUGGUUCCUGGAUGGCGAGUUCUUGUUGAAUAUGUGUCUAACACAUAGGAUUAGGUUUAACAGCCCAAUUUGCAAUGCCAAGAUAAGCAAAGAAGGGAAGAUAGCAUUUACAUGCAACAAUAAGAUCUUUCUGAUAAUUGAUAAGAAUGUUUUUGUGGUUGAGGACACUAUUAAAAGUUUUGAUAUGAAAACAAUGAAGCAUGAUUUGGUAGAUCUUGAAAGGAGGAUAUUUGACUUUAUCGAGGAAGACUUGGUUGUAUACGACAACGGGCGCAUUAUAAAGUUUAAUAAUCAACAGCCAGGAUGGGUGGUUAACAACAUGAUGGGUGUUACGCAUAUCUGUGUUGAUCAGAGGUUAAUUUAUGUUGGUAUGGAUGAAGGAAAGAUUCAAAUAUAUAAUAUUGAAGGGGUGUAUAAAGAUGAAAUAGUGCCGAACGUAGACUUCACAUCCUUUAUUGUCAAAGACUCUCGGGUUUUGCUUGUUUCCCAGGAAUGUAUCACAUUACAGCCUUCAUUCAUGCAUCUCAGCAGUCACAGGAUUGUAGCAACCGAUUUUGAUGGAAAUGCAGUGUACCACGGUGGAACCACAGGAGUAGUGAGCAUGGCACUUCCCUCUGGCAACACCCUGCAGUCCUACGACUCUCUCAACUUCAAGAGUCCCAUUCUUUCUCUUUUGAAGUACAAGGGUUUUCUACUGGUGGCAACUGAAGAUAGAAUGGUCAAUGUGACGGACCUAACCACAAAGAAAAGCAUGAGAAUAGUGCAGACUGACAAUGUUAUUGACAUGUGUUGCAAUGAGAAUGUAAUAUGCUUUGUUGAUAACAAUGGAGGCCUGAAAGAAUGGAGGAUUAAGCAGUAA